This is a messenger RNA of Racocetra fulgida, 568 nucleotides long. NCBI's taxonomy places the organism in Eukaryota, Fungi, Glomeromycota, Glomeromycetes, Diversisporales, Gigasporaceae. The record is from the annotation of a GenBank genome assembly.
GUCUGAAGUAACGGAAUCAAGACAGGUUAUCAAAAGAAGUAUCAACGGCACAAUAUACUCUAAAGACCAACCAUGGUAUAUAAUCAUUGAUAAUAAAGUCUAUGAUAUUAAAGAUUUUGCACCUAAUCAUCCUGGUGGUGCUCCGAUUUUGACGCAUAUUGGAAAGGAUGCAACCGACCUGUUUGAUUCUGAAUUAGCUAGAGAACAUGCAAAAGCCUAUCCUAAAUGGUUUGCUCGUCUCAUGGUCAACAACCAAGCUAUAAAUUACUUUCCACUCCUUGCUUUUGCUAGAUUAUCUUGGUGUGCUCAAAGUAUUCAAUAUAUUCUUCCAAAUGGUCAAAGUGGAAGUAUCGGUGAUACUCCACAAGCUAUGUGUGGAUUGUUAUUGGCUUUGUGUUUUUCAUUGAAUCAUAAUGGGAUGAAAGUAUUGACUGACGAAGAAACAAUGAAUACUGAAUUCUAUGUUGAACAAGUUAUUACUGGAAGAGCUGUUACUGCGAAUAGUCUAAUGGGUCGUUGGUUUGUAGAAUGGUUUAUGGGUGGAUUAAAUUAUCAAAUUGAACAUCAU